AUGAAAACUGAAUACCAUCAUCAUCACCAUCAACACCAAAUGCAGGCGCCCAAUCCGGCGACGGUGGCGUUCGGCGGCACCCAGUCAAUGAUGUCGGCGGCCGGACACCACCCGGGCCUACAGAUGUCGGCGGCUGACGCGGCCCGCGGCGGCGGUUAUCGGUCAGCAACAGCAGCAACAACAGCAACUGCAGAACAUGUUGAACCAGUCAUCGGUUUCCGUGACCCGUUCGCAGGCGAUCGGCGGUGGCGGCUGUGGCGGUAA
Messenger RNA from Macrosiphum euphorbiae (potato aphid), 264 nucleotides. Lineage: Eukaryota; Metazoa; Arthropoda; Insecta; Hemiptera; Aphididae. The record is from the annotation of a GenBank genome assembly.